Messenger RNA from Caenorhabditis elegans, 1665 nucleotides. RefSeq names its product Poly(A) polymerase (gene pap-3). NCBI's taxonomy places the organism in Eukaryota, Metazoa, Nematoda, Chromadorea, Rhabditida, Rhabditidae. Gene Ontology annotation, cellular component: nucleus. The record is from RefSeq and is marked reviewed. The coding region runs from base 1 to 1665 and encodes 554 amino acids. The transcript has a single exon. Gene Ontology annotation, biological process: RNA 3'-end processing. Gene Ontology annotation, molecular function: nucleotidyltransferase activity; RNA binding; poly(A) RNA polymerase activity.
AUGACAUCUGUAAAUACCCUCUCUGUGAACAUCACUGUCCCAAUCACUCGCACAUUUGGAGUUUCUCAACCAAUUUCCACUGCUCUCCCAAAUGCGAAAGACUUGGAGCUGACGUCAUCACUUCAAAAAACACUCAAUCAAUACAACAGUUAUGAGCCACAGGAGGAGACAUCACAACGAGUCAAAGUACUGCAGAAGCUCAAUGGAUGUGUCAAGCAAUGGAUUCAAAAGAUCACAGAAGCAAGAUACCCAAAGGAUCAAUUGUUCAAUGCCGGUGGACAGUUAAUGGCUUUUGGUUCGUAUCGCCUCGGAGUUCAUUCAAGUGGAGCUGACAUCGACACACUCGUACUGGCGCCACGACAUGCCACACGUGCUGACUUCUUCUCCAGUUUCAAGCAAAUGCUCGCUAAGGAUCCAGAAGUCACCAAUCUGUGCGCUGUGGAAAACGCUUUCGUUCCAAUCAUGACAAUGAAGUACUCUGGUAUUGAAAUCGACUUUCUUUUUGCUCGACUUGCCUUGAAGGAAGUACCUGAAGAUUUGGAUAUCCUAGAUGACGCUCUUCUGAAGAAUCUGGAUCAAGAGAGUGUGAGAAGCCUGAAUGGAUGCCGAGUUGCUGAGAAUUUGUUGAAGCUAGUCCCAAACCAGGAAAACUUCUGCAUCACUCUUCGUGCCAUCAAAUUGUGGGCUAAAAACCAUGGAAUCUACUCGAAUUCAAUGGGUUUCUUUGGAGGAAUCACAUGGGCAAUUCUGGUUGCUCGUGCUUGUCAGCUUUAUCCAAACGCGAGUCCAUCCAAAUUGAUUCAGAAAGUGUUCUUCAUUUUCUCCACAUGGAAAUGGCCGGCUCCAGUGCUUCUUGAUUUCAUCAGCAGUGAUCGGAUGGAUUUGGCUCAGCUCAAUCAAUUAGUUUGGGAUCCUAGAAGAAAUCAAUCUGAUCGAUACCAUUUGAUGCCAAUUGUGACUCCUGCAUUCCCACAGCAAAAUUCAACUCACAAUGUGUCACGGUCAUCAAUGAAAGUGAUCCAGGAAGAAAUGAAGGAUGCAUUGAUCACAUGCGACAAUAUUCAGAAUGGAAGUUGCAAUUGGAUGGAUCUUCUAGAAGAAAUCAACUUCUUCAGUCGGUACAAGCACUUCAUUUCCUUGUCAAUGACAGCUGAAACUGAAAAGGAUGAGUUGGCGUUUGGAGGAUUCUUCGAGUCAAGGAUCAGACAACUUGUGCUCAUUUUGGAGAAGAAUCAGGGAAUCAAGCUUGCUCAUAUCAAUCCAAAGAAGUUCAAAGCUGCUAAGGAUCCAAAGAAAUCAGUUUGGUUCAUUGGUUUGCAAUUUGAUGAGAAUGUGAAGAAUCUGGAUUUGACAAAGGACAUUCAGCAGUUCAAGAGAAACAUCGAUUAUCAAGCAAAGUCUGUGAAAGAUAUUGAAGCGAAUUGUGCAGUGGAAACCGAUUUUUCCUAUGUGAAGAGAUCAGAUUUGGCUCAGACGAUUUCUGUGAAAGAUCUGAAACAAGGAAAAAUGUACAAGAAGCCCGAGAGCAAGGAUCCAGUCAGCAAGAAGCGGAAAGUAUCAGAAAAUGCUCCAAGUGUUCCAAAAAAGCAGAAAUUGGAUGUUUCCGAGAAGUCUUCAGUGGAAUCGUUACUCAAAAACUUGAAGAAGAAGAGCUUAAUUGUUUGA